Molecule: messenger RNA, 3865 nt
Organism: Solea solea (common sole)
Lineage: Eukaryota; Metazoa; Chordata; Actinopteri; Pleuronectiformes; Soleidae
Gene: prrt4a
Product: proline rich transmembrane protein 4a
Exons: 3
Coding region: 394-3201 (935 amino acids)
Source: RefSeq, a predicted model, not a curated record
UUUAGGAUAGAGGGGGAUCGUUCAAACUCCCUGUCAGAUGAGUGCGGCCAGAGCCAAUGGUGGGACAGUGGCGGUUGUCAAGAGGAGGUGGGGUCUUGUCCCGUGUGUCGACUGUCUGAUGGAGAGAAGUGGGGGCACAGCACAGCGAGUGUGACACAGAGUGCUACGCAGAGAGAGAGCGAGAGAGACUGCAGGCAGGCAUGCAGCAGCAACACAGAGCCAUAUAUAUGUUUAAUAGAGAGGCUGCAGCAGAGCGGGCUGUUGAUGAGGUGUAUUUGGCACAAGGUCCUUGGAAGCCUGACUUUAGACGUCUGUCAAACAUGACUGGACAAUAAUAACGUUCCCCAAAACCUGCAGCAUGUGACUUUGCUGUGGUGUUUACGGACCCUCACCAUGCUGUCUCUCUGGAAUAUUUAUCUUCUCCUCCCCCUCUCUUUGCCUCCCUCACUCCGUGCCAUAGCCUUAACUGGAGAAAAUGUCAAGGAAUCACAACAGCCAGGCAGAGACAUAGCAGCACAGCAUAUUCCACAGCCCACACCAAGACUUCAUGGAUCUGUUUCUGUCCCGGUUAGUCCCCUCUUUGAGCCCACGGAUGCCGACUUCCUGGGUCAACCUCUGAGUUGGCCUUCAUUCUCAUCAGAGGAGUCAGACAGACAAGGUGUGAUCGGUGAAUAUGUUGAUCUACAGGCAAGCACAGAAAUGUCGCUUAUGGAUCCAAAUGAGAAGGAAUUUUUCAUACCCAGCUCCUCUGAAAGUGCAACAGAAGAUGUGCCAUCUCAAACUACCCAGGAACAAACAUUUAAAUACCUGCCAGCUGAGACCAGCUCUGAAUCUAACCUGGAUAUACAGACUCAAGAGAAUCACCUCAUUUCAACAGCCUUGCAGAAUAAGACUUAUGGCUCACUUCCAUCAGACUCUUCUCCACUGUCUGUUGGACCGGGACACAGCUCUGACCAGCCCACCCCACCUGUAGUCAGUGGCAGUUGGGGAAGGACAAUAGUUGGUCCUUCACAGGAGAAGACAUGGGAGGGAAAUGUCCCAGUGAAAGAGUCUGGUGGUGGAUUGGUUGAUAUGACAGACCACAGAGUAGCUGUGAAUAUGGUGACAGAGAAAGAUACGUCCAGGGAUAGUAGCCUGCAAAAAUCCAGUGACAAAUUCUUGCUCAAUGAUAACAUGGACACCUCAACAGCACCUUGCAAAACAACAAACCAGUCCUGGAAUCCCACCUUCCCAGAUGAUUUCACUACCAACGAGUCCCUGCAUCCCUCUCUUGCUUUCAUCCCUGCCCUUCAUGUCCCUCUGUAUUCGGACUGGAACUCUGCCCUCGCUACAUGGGGGUUUGCGUGGGAAGCUCACACUUACGGCCUGGGGUCUGUCUUCACUGUGUUUGGCCUCAUCUCUAUCAUCUGCCUGUUGGGGCUUCCCCUGCGGUGUCCUGCAGGAAGCCCCUACUUCACCUUGCUGCACUUGUUCCUCCUUGCAUUUACAGGGAUCCAAGCUUUCUGUUUGCUCUAUGAUGCAUACAGUCACCAGGAUCGUCUACCCCCUCUAGGUUCACUGCUGCUCUCUGUGUUGCCCUUCCCCUGUUUGAUCUCAGCUUUCUCCUUGGCCUUCCUCCUUCUUUCACUGCGCUCACGCAUGCACCUUUCAUUCCCACUUGCUAUUUCAACCCACUUCUCAGCCUUGCCCAAACCUUGCUUGCUGUUGUGCGUAUCUCUGUUGCAUUUUGGAGUAUCUCUAGGAUGUGUUGGCUUGCUCCAGCUCUUCGACUUCCUUCCUACCAUGAUCCUGCUUUUCCCUCAGGGUCUUUUUGUAUGUCUCACCAUCUUUCUAUCACUCUCUUACCUCACCUUCUACUGCUUAAUACAAGUUGACACUAAACACAUCUACAGGCUUAAUGACAAUGGGGAGAACGGAGGAUCUCCUGAAGUGAUAAGACCAGCAAGUUGCCCCUUUUCCAAAGUGGAGGACUGGCGUAGGGCAGCAGUAGCUGGAGUAGGAGCUUCAUUUUGUUUAUUGGGCUGUGGAGGACUACAGCUUUAUGGGAUCCUGCAUGCCCUUGGUUUAGGUGGGGUGGAUGGUUAUGGGUUCCAUCCUUGGCCCUGGUGGGGCUACCAGGUGGGUUGCAGACUUUGCGAGAUAGGGGUGUGUCUAGGGUUGUCUCUCAUUGGCACACACCCUCUAUGUUCCAGACACUCUUCUAUCAAGACCACAACUCACCCCAGGCCUGGAUCCUGGUCCCGCCUGUCAUGCAGCUCACCUUCGCGAGGGCUCACUCUGCCCUCUCCAGGAAGUGCAAAUUCUCCUGUUCUCUCCACAUAUGAUUCUUGGUCCCAAGGUAAGAAGGAAAAGCAGGUGGUCUGCAAUGUCAUCACCCAACGAGAGUCAGAUGCUCUCCCUCUUUGCUCUAUUGUGGAUCAUCCAAGAAAUGGGUGUGAUUGUCUUCCAAAAUCCAGCCGAAAACAGACAACUGUAUUAUCUUUACCUUCACCCCCAAGCCCCCCUCAAAAUCGUACAAAUGCUGUGGAGUUAUCAUCACUGGGUAGCUUAGGACAAUAUGCUGACUCUACUGUGGAUCUACAGCCUCCAUCUCCCAUUGACCUGUCUCGCAGUAUUGAUCAGGCUUUGUUCAGUGAGUCCCUAUUCUCUCACAGUAUCUUUGGUUUGCCGAGGUUGGCCCAUGCUUCUUCAAGCCACUCUUUGAGCUCUCCCAGCCAAGGGACUUCAAAGAACGGGCAGAGUUCUGUAGAUAAUGCCUUAUACAGAACCUCCUCCUGUGGAGAUGUGGGUCAAGAGAAAACCCUUCCCGGUUCAAAAUGCUCCCAGCCUCACAGCUCUAUAACGUCUCACAGCAGGACACCAGAGCACUGGGAAUGGAAAGGGAGUGUCUCUGGCUCAACCCAGGGUCUGUGCAGCAAUCCAAAAGACACAGGAAAGCUGCGCUCAAACUCCUGGGCCAACAGAGGGCACAACUUUACUCAGCACAGCCUUCCACGGGCAAUUCAUCUGUCUUACCACAGGCGUUACCGAACCCUGAGCGCAGCGUCACGGGACAUGCGGGGUUCUGGCCGACUGGCAGGGACCAAACACUUAAGUGAAAGCAAACAGCUAGAAUGGGAUCUGGCCGUGCAGGCAGAAUUUGUCAAUGUGUGUAGACAAAUUGAUGCUCUGAGUGUUUGCAGUGACACCAUUGAACUAUAGACAAAACUGUGAUUGGAAUGCAAAUGUAGCAGACUCUGAUUCUGAUUUUUCAUUGUAAAAGUUGUAGUGACUUACUGUAAUUAUUUGACAUAAACUAAUUAAAGUAUAUUGGACAUUUUAAUACAGCACUAUUAAAAUGAUUGGUACAAUAUGUACCUUUGGACAUUGUAGUUAUCCUACAAAACAAAGGGAAUGUAAAGGAUAGCCUUCUUAAGCCAUGAAUAAACAAACAAAAUGGAUUCCACAAAAGUUUAGUUAGCAUUGCUUAAAUGCUAAUGUAUCUUCAUCAUUUCAAAAGUCAAGAAAUGCUCAUUAGCAUAUAAACCCCAAACCUGUAUCUGAUAGUAUUGUGGUAGACAAUUUAAAUAAUAUAUAUAAUAUAAUAUAAAUAAAUAAAUAAAUAAAUACAACUGAUUGUCAGAGGAGGCUAAAUAGUACUAUCUCUAUGUACCAGUGACUGUAUUUGUAUUUUGUUUUUCAAAUGAUGUCCAUUUAGUUGUGAAUGGAGACGUAAGCACUGGACAAUGUAGCAUGUAGUACUUUUAUGUUAUGUCAGUGUGGUGUAAAAACAAACAUGUUUUGGGAUAAUAUAAUGUUUGCAUUUCCUGGCAAGCCAGCCAUCUGUUUUGUAUUUUUGAAAUUAUUAUUUCAUUUACUACUACUA